Messenger RNA from Anguilla rostrata (American eel), 2129 nucleotides. It is a transcript of the gene cahz, whose product is annotated as carbonic anhydrase. NCBI's taxonomy places the organism in Eukaryota, Metazoa, Chordata, Actinopteri, Anguilliformes, Anguillidae. The transcript has 7 exons. Gene Ontology annotation, molecular function: carbonate dehydratase activity; zinc ion binding. The record is from RefSeq and is a predicted model, not a curated record. Gene Ontology annotation, biological process: regulation of pH; carbon dioxide transport. The coding region runs from base 217 to 999 and encodes 260 amino acids.
UAUCUUUAACUCCUCCUGCGGCAGCAGGAAUCAGCAGAGAUCAUGUGGGCCAAACCCACUAAUUUGAGAUACAUAAGCUAUGAACCGGGGACGUCUAUAUAAGCAGACAUUUGUCCUGCAAGGGUACCAGAAACUGGUUGUUUGCAUCCAGAUCUGACCCAGUCGAAGGGAUUACCCGCAGUAGAUACUGUAUCUGGGUGCUCGCAAAUUCUCACCAUGUCUCACGCUUGGGGAUAUGCGCCAAAAAACGGACCUGACACAUGGGUUCAAAACUUUCCUAUUGCUGAUGGACCCAGGCAGUCUCCGAUUGAUAUAGUCCCGAGCCAAGCCCAGUACGACGCUUCUCUGAAACCUCUCCAACUGAGGUACGACCCGGCCACUUGCAGAGGCAUUCUUAACAACGGACAUUCCUUCCAAGUGGACUUCGCUGACGACGAUGACAGUUCAACUUUGACAGGAGGCCCGAUCUCUGGUACAUACAGGCUGAGGCAGUUCCACUUUCACUGGGGCGGCAGCGACGACAGAGGCUCAGAGCACACCGUGGGAGGCACCAAGUUCGCUUGUGAGCUCCACCUGGUUCACUGGAACACCAAGUACCCCAGCUUUGGUGAUGCCGCCAGCCAGCCUGACGGCCUCGCCGUGGUCGGAGUCUUCCUCAAGAUCGGUGCUGACAACCCCCAGCUACAGAAAGUUUUAGAUACUCUGGACAGCAUCAGGACUAAGGGCACGCAGACGACAUUCUCAAACUUUGACCCCACGAUCCUGCUCCCUCGCUCCUUGGACUACUGGACAUACGACGGGUCCCUGACUACACCCCCCCUUCUUGAAAGUGUCACCUGGAUUGUCCUGAAGGAGCCAAUCAGUGUCAGCCCUGCCCAGAUGGCUAUGUUCCGCAGUCUGCUGUUCUCAUCUGAUGGGGAGGCUCCAUGCUGCAUGGCGGAUAACUACCGCCCCCCUCAGCCCCUGAAAGGGCGUAAGGUCCGCGCCUCAUUCAAGUAAACGCGUGUGUCUGGCCCCACCCACCCAGGUGCCCCCUUCCCAAAAUUUAUUCCCCCCCCCCCACAUUUAUGGGGCUCAGAGAUCUGCAGGGAACAGCAGUUUACAUGUACUGAAAGCAUUUCUGCUAAUUGUCACAUAGUUGUGCAGGGCUGUUUUUCAGAUUUACCAUAUUUUUUUUCAGGUCUGUAGAUGUCAUUCAAGAUGCCCCAAUAAACAACCUAGGCAAAUAAAUAAAUUAAAAAAGACUUAAAGAGAAUAAAGCAAAAAGGCCUAGAAUCCCAAUACACACACACACACACACACUUUUACACUUCAUCUCGUCUGCCCAUAAUCUCCCACCGCCGACAUCAGCGAUUGCGUCAGAUUAAUGACGUUCACUGGCCACUGUGACUACGCCCCUCCAAAUAUCUGUCCAGUCACUGCUAAGCCCUUUAAACUGAAUUUAAUUCCUUCUUUGUUUCUGUUCCGCCGUGCGGUGUGAUACAGUAGAGCCACAUAAUUUGAGUGGAUGCAGCUUGGAUAAUACCAGUGCAGUGCUUUGUCUCAUUGUUAUUGUCCUGUAUAAUCAGCUAGAAUGCCAUUUCUGCUUUAGUCUGGAACUUGUGUUAAAAAGUGUUUUUAAGACAAUUUAUGACAUAAGUCUCUCUUCCUUUGCAUUCUUAUGGGGUAUCUUUAAAAAUUCAUCACUGUAGAUUAUAAUAGCCUUUCAGCAACUGGAAACCCACAACAUUGAUGCCAGCAGUGUGCCAUUAUGCCAAGCUUGAGAGCCAUUUGCCAACUGAAAAGCACAUACAGAUUAUAUAAACCUCAGAUUACGUAGACCUCAGGUCCUCCGGGUCAACCCAUGGGUGACCAGAUGUCUUUACACAGUGAGGCCCAGAAGGGCCUAUUGGAACCUGUCACAUAGGGUUCCAAGCUUUUUAAAUUGGUUUGAAAAAAAUGUGUUGAGCAAUAAAGUCAUAUGUCCCAUCAGGUUGUUUUUAAAACUAGCAUGUUCCUUUCUAUGCAUUUUCAAGCAAUAUUGUUACUAGGCUACACUGGGAGUGAUGGUGUCCUGAUUGUUUUUCUUCGUCAUCCCUGUCUUGUUGAAAGGAAAAUUUUAUUGGGAAAUUAAAUAUAUUUUAUGGCUA